This is a messenger RNA of Anastrepha ludens (Mexican fruit fly), 563 nucleotides long. RefSeq lists its product as uncharacterized. Lineage: Eukaryota; Metazoa; Arthropoda; Insecta; Diptera; Tephritidae. Bases 177 to 512 code for a protein of 111 amino acids. The transcript has 2 exons. The record is from RefSeq and is a predicted model, not a curated record.
CAUUUGCUAAUGUAGUUGAAAAUAGUACUAUUAAUGUAAUGUACCAACCCGAAGGAACCAUUUAAAAUUGGAAAUAGCAAAUUGACAUAAAUUAGUAAUUAUAUUUUUGUGCAUCUAUAUAUUGCCUUAAUUUUUUUUUUUUAUCGGAGAUUCCCGAAGUCUAUCUCUUUGUCAAUAUGUCCGAGGUAAUGGAAUUAUCCGAGGAUAUUCGAAAUAUAUUUUGCAAAUAUAAGGAGAAGCAAAAGGUCGAUCUUUUUCGAACACUCAAUGAUGUGAAAUGUUGUGAAUGCGGCCAUCAGUCACGUAUACGCAAUGUCCAACACAAAACCUCCAUCUAUCGGAGAAUGACAAUUUUCUACCAAUUCAUAUUGUCAAUUUUAACGAUACUACUUUUGAUGGCCGCUUAUGCGCUGUGGGCGGCCAGACGCUAUAACCAUGUGCGAUUAUUUGGAACUGGAGGUUGUACUUCAACAUUCUUGUGGACAUAUGAUGACUGCAUUGUGGCUCGUUAGAAUGUGCGACGGUCUAAUUGAAAAAAAAAUCAAAAAUUUUAAAAUAAAGAU